UUAAUUUCAGGGAAAAGUUAAAGCCAAUCAGAUUGACUUAAACAACAAAUAGUGUUAUUGAAGAGUGGAAUAUUUAUGUCAUAAGUAAUGCAUUCAAUCAACUAAGCAUGCAGAUUACACCAUGUGGACAUAUCUUUGGUUUAAUUUUAUUAUGUAUCACGUGCAAUGCAAAGGUGGAAAGAGAGAAGACAUAUACUAUAAAUGGUUUAUUAGCAGAUGUAAUAGAUGUUGAUCUACGAUCAGAAAUACCGGGGCAGAUAACUUGGAUAUUGACAGAUGACCACAACUUUAGAUUAAAAGUGAAUAUUGCCGGGGAAAACGAAGAGGAUAUUAACACCGUUGACAUCAAUUUAACGAAUACUAGCUCCUCUGUGAAACUUCUAGUGAGAGAAAAACACUUUUCUAUUGCGCCUGCGCCGGUUACAGGAACCGGAAAUGUAGUAACAAUACCAGCAUUCCUUGUAUGGCUUCUCGCGUUAAUGAUUAGCUGGAAUAACCCAAUGCCAAUCAUGUUGAUGGUAGCAGUGUACGGGUUUACUCCAGGAACAGCAGAAACUACAUAUGGCUUUUCAAAGAAAAGUGUGGACAUAGAAGUGAAAGCCCCAAGACGAUUUUCUUACAAUGCUGUUAGUUUAACUAUAAAUGGCGGGAAAUUGCGCGUGGUAAAUUGGGAGAAAGAGACAACCAAGGAACUUACAUGCAAAACAGAAGCUACAUCAGAAAAUGGAUGUUCAGAUUGUUGUCAUGGGAACGGAGUCUGUGUACGAAAUAAAUGUAUCUGUGAUGCAAAUUACGACGAAAUGUCAAAUUGUGCCACAAGUGUUACAGAGUCUAUCCUCUUUUCACACCCACUAGAUCCAAGAUUUGAUCGUACACAUCUUCCAAACAAAGAUGUUGUGACACUUGGGCGCGUUUUUCAAUUCAUCCAACAUGAGACUUACUUAAAAGAUCCAGAUAAAUAUGCACUGGAGAUAAAUUCUGAGGAUCUCAUGUUUCCUCAAAUUUUGAUUAUUUUUCAUUCUAAUGGAUUCAUUGAAAAGAUCAUAGAUACUAAAACAGUGAAGGGAAAUACAAUGAAAUUCAAAAAGUCAAGACUGAAUCCGUGUGUAAUCCGUCUGAAAGGAAGACUCGUUGAUAGAGAGAUUAAUGUUUGUGGUACGAAUAAUUCAGUUGAUGGUGCGAAAUAUAUUGAGAACGAAAUUACCUCAAAGGAGAAUGAAGAGCGGGAAAGUUUAAGAGAUAAAAACAAUGACAAGGGAAACAUGAAAAAGAAAAGAAGACACAAACACGCGUUAAGUUCCGAGAACAACUUUAAUUUUCUUGAAUUGCCUGUAAGAAUACACCGCUGUGGAUAUAACUCCAAGCAAAGAAAGUUUGUGUUUUUUAAGAUUUUUAAAGAUAAAAUGGACUCCUAUCACGACAACAUCUCUCGGAUAAAAAGUAACAUUUCCCAUGGGGCGAAUGAAAAUAUAUAUUUACUGUCUCACAAAACAUUACACGAAACUGAAAGCUUGCGUAUACCAGAUCAAUCCGUUCCAUUGGGGAUAGAAAAAGUGACACAAAAGUGUGAGCUUACUAAAUAUUACCAAAGAAAAAUAUGUUCCACUUCAAAUUUAGAAAGUAUGAGGACUAUCUGCGAUGAUUUAUGGAACAAUGUCAGCCAAAAUAACACAACGCCCCCGCAAUUUUCCAAAACUAUUCAUUUAUGUACGUACGUACUAAACAAAGUGUCAACUUAUUGUGAUAAACAUAUAUCAUUAGUAUUAACACCACACAAAUCUUGCUUGUCAAACUAUGUGAACAAUUUCAAUUUAUUCUCUAAAAGAAUUUACCUCAUUCAACCAUUUGUCAUUUUCCCAGACGAUAAAUUAAUUUCGGGGCAAGUGCAACAUGUCAGUUUCGGCAACAAAAGUCAAUCUAACCUUCAGAACAAGGAAUUAGUUAUAACAGAUAACAAUUCAGAAUUUAAAAUUGUUAAAAUCUCCGUUAUUCCCACAGAUCCCGUGCCUCAUGAUAUUUAUCAAGUUCGUUUAGAUUACGCGUGCGCAACUAGUGAAACUGCGAUCAAAAUGACAGUGUAUGGUAGUGACUUUUACAGCAACAGUGUCACGUGUCGUGGGGUAACACAUUGUAAUUGUUGUAUAUUACACGCAGCAGGUGCCCCUAACGCUGUUGUAGAUCGCGUGACUAUCAACGUCACAGACCAUUCUAGAAAUUACGAACUGGUCCGAGAAAUGGUUGUUGUGUUUUGAUAAUUUGGCUUCUAAUUAUCUUAUAGCGCCUGGUAUGCUCCACAGACUGAGAGCUUAUGUUGGAAAUGUCUCUAUUAUCUUGUAUACAAAUUUUUGAAUUUAUAUCUACCGUAUACAGCUGUAGGGAGUGAUAUUUCAUUUUUUAAAAAAAGAAAUCUUGUCUAAGUGAAUGUAUAUAUAUAUGAUAUAUCGUUUGACUAUUUCUUUGAACAAAAUUACCUUUGCCAUUGUAUAAACCAAGUUUUUUUGUUUAUAUGAGUUCAGGUAUUAAUAUUUUAAUAUUUUCAUCAGUUUAAGAAGCGUUUCUGUAAAUAUGAAGUACUUAUAGUUUUUCUUAUUCCCUUUUGUUUAAAUUUGUGUC
Molecule: messenger RNA, 2613 nt
Organism: Ruditapes philippinarum (Manila clam)
Lineage: Eukaryota; Metazoa; Mollusca; Bivalvia; Venerida; Veneridae
Exons: 6
Coding region: 108-2252 (714 amino acids)
Source: RefSeq, a predicted model, not a curated record